ACUGUUUCUGUGUAGCCUAACAACAACCCGACUAAAAUUCCGAUGUACCGUCGGUUUCCAAGUUAAACAAUUUGCUUUUAUUUGAUUUCCAUAUAGAUCUAAGCAGGUUGAUUUUGAACCAAUAUUUCUAGAUGAAGCGUGUUUUUUGCAUCACUGGAGGGAAAGGUGGAGGGGGCAUACAGUAUGCAUGGCAAAAGUCUCUUGGAAACUACAUUGCUACUUCCAGUAAUGAUAAUCUGGUAAAGAUAUAUGACAGGCAUGGAGACCUGAAACAGGAGAUUCAACUGCAAGGACCUUGCACAGGCCUGGGCUGGGAUAAAGAUGGGGACACUCUGGCGGUCAUCAACGACCGCACGACCAACAUCACCAUGUGGGACGCUAACACUGGCAAGGCGUCGUCAAUAGACAGUGGCCUCAGGGAUCCAUUGUCUUUCCUGCUGUGGGCGAAGGCUGGGCCAUACCUAGCUGUUGGCACCCAGAAGGGCAACCUGCUCAUUUAUAAUCACCAGACCUCCAGGAAGAUACCAAUCAUUGGCAAACAUUCAAGGAAGAUUACAUGUGGAGCGUGGAGUAAUGAGAACCUGUUAGCCCUGGGUAGCGAAGACAAGACCAUCACAAUCAGUAACGCGGAGGGAGACACUCUCCGUCAGACAUCAACACGUGACCUUCCCUCUGACGUGCAGUUUUCAGAGAUGAAGGGAGACGAGAGGUCUGCCAUGGGAGAGAACACGGUGAGUGUGGUGAUUGGCAAGAAGACCCUGUUCCUGUACAACAUGCAUGAUGCUGAGAAUCCCAUAGAGCUGGCCUUCCAGCAGAAAUAUGGAAACAUCAUGUCUUACAGAUGGUAUGGUGAUGGCUACAUAAUGAUUGGUUUUUCCCAAGGCUUCUUCGUGGUCAUCUCUACACACAUGAAGGAGAUUGGCCAGGAGUUGUUUCAAGCACGCAACCACAAAGACAACCUUAGCUGCAUAGCCAUCUCUCUGUCCCUCAACAAGGCUGCAUCAUGUGGAGACAACUGUAUCAAGAUCCAUGACCUUUCUGACCUUAAAGAGAUGUUUGCGAUCAUCAAUUUGGACGAUGAACGCAGCCUUGACCGCAUGGAGUGGACGGAGGACGGUCAGUUGCUUGCGGUCACUUCCACCAAGGGCAACCUGUAUGUGUAUCUGACUAGCCUUCCCAUGCUGGCCGCUACUCAGCAGACUCGUAUAGCCCACCUGACGUCAUUGCUUGAAGUCACCAUCGAGGACAACAUUCAACAGGAGCAGCCUGCGACCAUUGCUGUAGAUGUUGAACCAUCCUUUCUGGGCAUUGGACCGUAUCAUUUAGCUGUGGGGAUGAACAACAGGGCCUGGUUCUACCUGCUUGGAGAUAAUGGUCUUGAGCAGCUGAAGGACCGUGAGUACCUGGGCACCGUUCACUCCAUCAAGCUCAAUGCUGACUACGCCUCCGCCCACUUUGAUGAUAAGAUCCAGUUACACAUGAUUGAAGGUGAAACAACAGGAACAACAGACGAACGGGAGAGCAAACUAUUCCCAGACAAAGACGUUAAUCAGACACGUAUCACAUGUCAUGACAUGACACCAGAGUUCCUUAUAUUUGGCACGGACAAUGGAGGCCUGUUCUAUUUUUUCAUCGAGGACUGGCAGUACGUGAAUGAAUUCCGCCAUGUUGUGGGCAUACGCAAGCUGUUCCCUGACCCUAGUGGCACAAGACUUGUCUUCAUUGAUGACAAGAAAGACGGUUAUGUGUACAACCCGGUGAAUGACCACCUAGUGGAGAUCCCUGAGUUCUCUCCCUUUGCGAAGGGCAUUCUCUGGGAGAUGUGGGGCCUGGAUAAGGGAGUCUUCAUUGCCUAUGACGAGGAGAAGAUCUACACAUACAUGUACUCCAGGGAGCAUGUUAUGGGUACGCGCUGUGACCUAGUGGGCUCUACCAAGCUGCCAUAUGGCCAGAAGCCCGUACUUCUUCACAAUGGGGAGGUCACGCUUCAAACGCAGAGUGGCAAACUUGUCACCAUCGCCCUUGACUCGCAUGCCUACCUCUUCAUUGACUCCAUUGAGGGCAAAAAUGCCAAAGAGCUGGCAGAAUGUUUGAAUCAAACAAUAGCUCUGAAAAGAUGGAAGGAUGGCUGGAUCUUCUGUAACCAGCUCAAUGCCAGAGAACACUGGACCAAACUGGGAUAUGCCGCCCUAAAAUGUCUGGAUGUGGACUUUGCCAUCCGUGUGUUCAGAGAACAAGGUGAUGUUGGUCUUGUCACAUCACUGAUGCAUAUCAAGAGCCUUGAAGAUCGCAAUCAACUGUCCGGCUCCAUUGCCAUGUACCUGGGGGAGUUCAACUUGGCGCAGGACCUCUACUUGGCCUCAUCUAAACCCCUGGCUGCAUUGGAGAUGCGUAGGGACCUGUUGCACUGGGACAGCGCUCUACAACUGGCGAAGGCUCUCGCGCCUGAGCAGAUCCCGUACAUCAGCAAGGAGUACGCUCAACAGCUGGAGUUCACGGGCGACUACAUGACCGCGCUGGCUCACUACGAGAAGGGAAUCACGCGCCAGGAGCAUGACCGAGAUCACGAUGAGGUGUGCGCAGCUGGUGUGGCCAGGAUGUCCAUCAGGAUGGGCGAUAUUAGGAGGGGUGUUGGCAUGGCCAGUAAGAUGCCAAGCAGGGUACUAAAGAAGGAAUGUGCCUCCAUCCUUGAAAGCAUGAAGCAAUGGUCUGAAGCAGCUCUGCUUUAUGAACAAGGUGGUUUCUAUGACAAGGCAGCAUCUGUCUAUAUUAGAAGCAAAAACUGGACAAAGGUGGGAGAGCUGCUUCACCACAUUACCUCCCCCAAGAUCCACAUCCAAUACGCCAAGGCCAAGGAGGCGGACGGACGUUACAAGGAGGCAGCGGAGGCCUACAAACAGGCCAAGGACUGGGACAAUGUCAUCAGGAUCAACCUGGAGUUUUUGCAAAAUCCAGAGGAGGCUGUGAAGAUUGUGAGGGAUAAUCAAUCAGUGGAGGGAGCAAAAAUGGUCGCUAAGUUUUUCCAGAAGUUGAAUGACUUUGGGUCAGCCAUUCAGUUCCUGGUGAUGUCUAAAUGCAAUGAUGAAGCCUUUCAACUGGCCCAACAGCACAAUCAGAUGGAAAUCUAUGCUGAUAUCAUAGGUGCAGAUGCAACACCAGAAGACUACCAAAGCAUUGCAUUGUUCUUUGAGAAUGAGAAGAACCACUUCUUGUCUGGCAAGUUCUUCCUCCUCAGUGGCCAGUACAACAGGGCUAUGAAGCAUUUCCUGAGAUGUGACGGGGAGAACAGUCAGGCUAUAGAGCUGGCAAUAGAGACAGUGGGGCGGGCAAAUGAUGAUCAGCUCACCCAUGAACUUGUGAACUUCCUCAUGGGAGAUACAGACGGUGUACCAAAGACAAGUAGUGGACGAAAGAAAGAUGCCAAGUACCUGUUUCGACUGUACAUGGCCCUCAAGCAGUACAGGGAGGCGGGCAGGACGGCCAUCAUCAUUGCCAGGGAGGAGCAAAGUGCUGGUAACUACCGGAAUGCCCACGAUGUGUUGUUCAGCAUGUUCCAGGAGUUAAAGCAGCAGAAGAUCAAGAUUCCAUCCGAGAUGGCCACCAACCUGCUGAUCCUGCACAGCUACAUACUGGUCAAGAUCCAUGUAAAACGAGGGGAUCAUUUGAAGGGUGCCCGAAUGCUCAUCAGAGUUGCCAAUAAUAUCAGUAAAUUCCCAUCACACAUUGUUCCCAUCCUCACGUCCACUGUGAUAGAGUGCCACAGGGCUGGCCUCAAGAACUCCUCAUUCAGCUAUGCGGCCAUGUUGAUGAGACCUGAAUACAGGAACCAGAUAGACCUGAAGUACAAGAAGAAGAUCGAGAUGAUCGUGCGCAAGCCGGACAAGACGGAGGAGGAGGAGCCCCAGUCUCCCUGCCCGUACUGUGGCUUCCAGCUGCCAGAGACCGAGCUCCUGUGUCCGGAGUGCAAGGGAAACAUCCCCUACUGCAUUAUUACUGGCCGUCACUUGGUAAAGGAAGACAUGACUGCCUGCCCCAGCUGUAAUUUCCCUGCAAUAUUCUCAGAAUUCAUCAAGUUGAUGGAGACUGAAGAGAACUGUCCCAUGUGCUCAGAGAAGGUGAUCAAGCAGAAUCUACAGAAGGUCUCUGAUACACACAAGUACCUGAGUCCAGAGGAGGGCACGGCAGAAUAGACAUGACAAAUGUGCAUUAAUCUGGUGGAAUGGAACAGAUUCAGAAUCAUCACGUUUUUGUGAUUUAUCCUGUGUGAGGCUUGCAAGUUACAACACAAAGUGCCUGUCAUGGAAUUUAGCAAUGUUUAGCUGCAAUUUGUCAUCAUAGAGAUACACUGGGUACUAGUAUGCAACACCAAAGUCACCCCAUUAUAGACUCCAAUAUGCUGUAACUCUUCGAUUACUAUUUACAGCCGCAUCAUGAUUAAAUUAAAUUUCUUUCUAACUCAAGUAAUCACAGCGCAGAUUUCAAGCAGAAGUUCUUAUCAAGAAAAUGCAAGCUUCAAUUCAUGUGGUGUAACUGUUUAAAAGGGCAUUACAACAAUGUCCAUAAGAUUGCUGUACAUAUGUACAGCGAAAUUGGAGUGCAUGUGAAAUAGUUAUCAAAUUAAAAGAAAUAUUUUUGUUUUGUGACUUAUUGAGUGUAUUCUGAAUCAAACAUGUUUACAAUUCUUGUACAUUUGUUUUCACAAAGACAUCAAUCUCUGUUUAGACAUGUAUGAUUUAUAACAAAAACAUUCCGUCCUAUAUUUUGUCAAUUAUGAACAUAACCAAUAACAACAAAGUCUUUAUUCUUUUAUUAUUAUCUGUUAAUUUAUUUAUUAUUUGAGUAUUAAUAAAAUAUGUGUAAAUAUUUUAGGCUUUGUUUUGAUCUUAGUUAUACAUGUCAUUGUUUAUUGUAAUCGCAUACUAGUAUACUAUUGUUACAAAUACAAUUCUCACAUGGUACAUGUAAAAUAUUAUAUUGCUAAAUAAUUAUUUACUAUAAUCGGUAUUUGUUUUGACUGCGUAUUUCAUUUCAAAUGGAAAGGCAAUAGGUAUAGCCCGUUUACAAAUUUACAAAUAAGUGCAUCAAUUAAUAAAGGUGUCAACACAAGUUCAGGAUGCGGCUAGAGACAAUUCUUUUAUAGUAAAACGAAUACCAUUAGACAGGUACAGGCAUACAUCAUACAUCAGAAAAUACGCGGAUUUUACAUUUUAUGUUUUCCAGUUUACAUGUGAUGUAAAAAAUCUUUUUUUUUCAAUUGAUAGAUUACAUAGUUGUGAAAUGAGAUGUUUAAAACUGAUCUUAAAAAUCUGUUGAAAAAGUCGCUGGAAUCCUUGUCCGAUAGUGGAGCUGAUGAGCUAUAUCUUCUGAAGAACUUAUACCAAGGUCAUAAUUUUUCUUUUCAUGAUGUGUUUAAGAUGCUAGACUUGUAGCUAAGCGUAAGAAAAUGACAUUAUUUUUAGUAACGUCAAGCCACACAUACUGCACCU
This is a messenger RNA of Dreissena polymorpha, 5486 nucleotides long. RefSeq names its product WD repeat-containing protein 19-like. Gene Ontology annotation, cellular component: intraciliary transport particle A; cilium. Bases 132 to 4190 code for a protein of 1352 amino acids. The record is from RefSeq and is a predicted model, not a curated record. Lineage: Eukaryota; Metazoa; Mollusca; Bivalvia; Myida; Dreissenidae. The transcript is spliced from 36 exons. Gene Ontology annotation, biological process: intraciliary retrograde transport; cilium assembly. Gene Ontology annotation, molecular function: protein binding.